AUGGCGUAUACAAUGACAGUGCUACCAACUUCAAAUCGAGAAUGUAGUAUAGAAUUGGACAAUGAUUCUACGAAAACGUUUGAUGCCGAAUGCAUGAAUAUUGAGACCUUAGCGCAACUCUUAGCACUUAAAUCCACAGAGUUGAUGCAAUUGCAACGCACUCAUGAGGACUACGUUAAAUCAAGCUGCGAGUAUGAACGUGAACUCGAGACUGAGCUUGAGCAAUUUGAAAAAAAGACACAACAGCUUGAAUUAAUGAAACUACAACACGAGCGCGAUAAAAGUGUUUUGAAUACUGAUGUGAACGAAUACAAAGACGAAUUACAAUCGACACACCGGCGGGAACUUUUGCUUAAAAUGCAAUUGGAAGACAUGAAGUGGAAGAUUCAGAGAUUGGAACAAGCGAAUGAUGAGCUGGAGACUUCGGCUCGGGUGGCUCGAGCUACGAUUGAGGACCUGCAUCACAAAACUGAGACGUUACAAGAGCAAACUGUCUUUUUGGCUCAUGAGAAUGAAGAGCUACUUAAGCAGCUUUCGUCUAUAAUGGUUGCUGAGGUACAUCCGGCAUCAAUAGAAGCCUUUGAAAUUGCUAGUCUUCGCAAUUCUCGUAAAUCUUCGUCGCAUCAUUCCGAUUCGAUUCAAGAAGAAAUCUCGUUGAAAACGAAGCAAAGGAGAGGUCGUCGCCCGGAAGUGCUUGAGACUUGUCUCCACCUUACUUGUCGAAAGUGCCGCGCAAACUUACCCCAUGCUCACAAUGGAGGAAGUGACAAAAAAGGCUCCGUCUCCAAUUUCUUUGAAAGACUCCGAAAUUUCCUGUUUUGUCAUGAACGCUGA
Messenger RNA from Plasmopara halstedii, 834 nucleotides. RefSeq lists its product as uncharacterized. The coding region runs from base 1 to 834 and encodes 277 amino acids. Lineage: Eukaryota; Oomycota; Peronosporomycetes; Peronosporales; Peronosporaceae. The transcript has a single exon. The record is from RefSeq and is a predicted model, not a curated record.